This is a messenger RNA of Tarenaya hassleriana, 2262 nucleotides long. RefSeq lists its product as uncharacterized. The record is from RefSeq and is a predicted model, not a curated record. The transcript is spliced from 10 exons. NCBI's taxonomy places the organism in Eukaryota, Viridiplantae, Streptophyta, Magnoliopsida, Brassicales, Cleomaceae. The coding region runs from base 187 to 1917 and encodes 576 amino acids.
AAAGAAGAAAAUAUAUUCUUGUCGUGAUCGCGUUGUUCUGAAACAGGAACACAAUAAUAAACAUGUUUUGAUUCGUCGCAGUCUCUCUCACGAAGACUUUCUCUCCUCCAUUGCAGCUUCAAAUCUCUCUCUCUCUCUCUCUCUCUCCCUCUCUCUCUUUGGCGUUGGCGCUGGGGAGAGGCCGACAUGGCUCUCCAUCGGCGGCGCUACCACUACUACCACCGUCUCCGACGUGUCGUCCCUCUCGUCUCCGCCGUCUCCGGUGCUCUUCUCCUCCUCUUCGCUCUUCUCUCAUUCCUUGCUCCUCCUCCCGGCGAUUCCGAUCGCAUUUAUCGCCGUCGCCACACCUCUAUGAAUGUUGGAGCGUACGACGCGAACAGCGCACCGAGUUUCCGGGUUCCGAAAGGUGGAAGGAGAUCGGAUCGUGACGUAUGGCGUUCGCAGAAUGCUGAAUUCUUCCAUGGAUGCAGCAAUGCGAGCAGCAAGUUCCCAAAUGCCAAAUCUGUUACGAGGAAUGAUCGGUACUUGGCGAUAGCCACGAGUGGUGGUUUGAAUCAACAGCGGACCGGAAUUGUGGAUGCUGUUGCUGCUGCCCGAAUUCUAAACGCUACUCUCGUUAUCCCGAAAUUGGACCAGAAGUCUUACUGGAAAGAUGCCAGUGACUUCUCGGAUAUUUUUGAUGUUGAUUGGUUUAUAUCGUUUCUGUCAAAAGAUGUUAAAAUUAUAAAGCAGCUUCCAGAGAAAGGGGGGCGAACGUGGAGUCCAAGCAGAAUGCGUGUACCACGGAAAUGUAAUGCGAAAUGUUAUAUCAGUCGGGUAUUGCCCGUUCUUCAAAAAAGGCAUGCAGUUCAACUGAACAAAUUUGACUACAGACUUUCGAACAAAUUGAGCGACGAACUGCAGAAGCUAAGGUGUAGAGUGAAUUAUCAUGCUUUAACGUUCACCGAUCCUAUUCGUAGAAUGGGCAACGAAUUGGUCCGACGCAUGAGGUUGAGAAGCAAACACUACAUUGCUUUGCACCUUAGGUUUGAACCUGACAUGCUUGCGUUCUCAGGAUGCUACUAUGGCGGUGGUGAGAAAGAAAAAAGAGAACUGGGAGCAAUAAGACGACGGUGGAAAACGUUACAUGUAAACAACCCAGAUAAACAGAGGAGGCAGGGGAGAUGUCCACUCACUCCAGAAGAAGUCGGCUUGAUGCUUAGAGCUUUGGGAUAUGGUAGUGAUGUUCAUAUAUACGUCGCCUCGGGUGAAGUAUAUGGAGGAGAAGAAUCAUUAGCACCCCUAAAAGCUCUUUUCCCGCACUUCUACUCGAAAGAGACUAUAGCUACUAAGGAGGAGCUUGAACCCUUUUCGUCGUAUUCUUCCCGGAUGGCUGCACUUGAUUUCCUCGUUUGUGAUGAAAGCGAUGUAUUUGUCACCAACAACAAUGGCAACAUGGCGAGAAUAUUAGCAGGGCGGAGGAGAUAUUUUGGACACAAACCCACAAUUCGACCAAAUGCCAAAAAGCUUUACAGGGUGUUCCUCAGCAAAGAGAACAUGACUUGGGAGGAAUUCUCCUCCGUUGUUCGAACUCAUCAGAGAGGAUUCAUGGGGGAGCCUAAGGAAGUAAGACCCGGAAGAGGCGAAUUUCACGAGAACCCGAGUACGUGCAUAUGCGAAGACGCAAAGGGCGAGGCGAAGGCGCAGUUAGAAAGUAGAAAACAUGGGAAAGGAAACAACGAUGCAAUACGUAAAAACGCUACCAUAACCAACGAGGACCAGAACGACGAGGAUGAACCGGAAUGGACAGAGCCUGACUACGAGGAAGAACAGACCGACCUCCAGGACAGAGGGCUAUACAACGGGACGAGAUUAGACUACGACGAUCCAUCCAACUCAUCAGACGAGCCCGAGUUGGAAGAAAUGCUCUCAGAUUGAUUUGAAUCACACAUUAUGCCCUUUUUCCGAGCUGCCUGACUAUGAUCUGCCCGUCUCGGACCGUUGGCUAUAAAGCCAUGUUCUGAUCCAUAUUGCAUCAAAAGUUUCAUGUACAUAAGACCCGUCUCCGAGAUAGAGAAAAGAAGUGUCCGAGAAUCCGAGGGCAGGAUUGAUCUUCUACAAACAUUUUUUUUUCUUCAGUCGUUUUACGUUGAUAAUCAGGAUUAUAGCUUGGUGGGAGACUGUAUAAGGUUAAGAGAAAGGUGAGAGGGGGAUUUCAUAACAUAAGAGGGGUUAGAAGCAAGAAGAGAGAUGUGAAACUUUUAACAAAAAAAAAAAAAAAAA